Messenger RNA from Planococcus citri (citrus mealybug), 1693 nucleotides. RefSeq lists its product as uncharacterized. Gene Ontology annotation, biological process: DNA replication, removal of RNA primer. Lineage: Eukaryota; Metazoa; Arthropoda; Insecta; Hemiptera; Pseudococcidae. Gene Ontology annotation, molecular function: nucleic acid binding; RNA-DNA hybrid ribonuclease activity. The record is from RefSeq and is a predicted model, not a curated record. Bases 364 to 1569 code for a protein of 401 amino acids. The transcript has 7 exons.
CUAGAUUCGAUCAAAGUAGGUACGUAACGUUUAUUUUUGCUGCAUUUUUGCACAUUUAUGGACAAAAGUCUGGUUUCAAUUGAAAUCUUUAAUCUAUCUUGGAUGUAAUAUCAUCUCGUGUUGGUGUAAAUUUACACUCGCAUUUAUUCUCCGAAGGAGAUUAAAUAUCAACGGUAAUUAAACUUGUCGUUGAAAUAUUCUCCAGCAGUAAGUAGGUAUAAUCACGUAUCAGAGUGCACUACCGUCCCAUUGUACUUCGGAGUGAAACGCGUUUCGCUGGAGAAUUCUCAAGACGUUCGUUAGUUAGUUUUAUUGCGGUUGUGAACUCGGUAACUUGCCUUUUUCUUCGUUGUACUGAUUUUUAUGCGUUUUAAAAAAGAAAUGCCUUCUACCAGAAAACACGUGAAAAGGGAUCGGAAACGUGUUCGUUCCAACGAAUCGGAUACCGAAGACGAAUUCGAACCGAUCAGACGUAAAAAUGGAAAAAAUCCGUUCAUAAUUAGCGAAAUACUAAAAAACUAUCAACAGCAAACUCUGGACAAUAAUAAGGAUAAUUUACUGAAAUAUGUUCCGGCUCCGGUCAGCGAGUUAUUUAUUCCUUACAUGAAGCACGUUCAAAUGAUCAACACGAAUUUCAAUCUGAUCAAUUCGUUGCUGAAAUCGAACGUUAAAUUAUUAAAACCGGAUAUUUUGAGUAAAUUUCAAGAUUUGAUCAACAAGACUGGCAACAAGAUGAAUAAGUUUUCCGGCGAUUUGAUCGAACAACUGGCUUCGAAUUAUAACCAAAAUGUCGUUUACGAUACGCUCAAAGCAUCGUGUCAAGAACCCAUAGUGAAUUUGGAAAAAAUCGAAGAUCCCGAAGAAAAACCUACUUCUAACGCGUCGUCGAUGCCCGUUGAUAAUUACGAUGAUUUCAUGGACAGCGAUAUCGAUUUACAAAUUUCGGAGAUUUGCGAUAAUGUUACGAACGAUGCACAGAAUAAUGAUUUGAAAGCACCUGAACCGGUUACUAAAACUACGAGUAGUUCGUCCAACGAUUGUACAACGAAACAAGAGUCAAAUGGUGUGCUUUCCAGUAGGAAUAAACAUAUGAACAAUUUACAAUUCGACGAUAAUAACUAUCUCGUAGUCUAUACCGAUGGAUGUUGCUUAAAUAAUGGUCGUAAUAAUGCUCAAGCUGGUGUUGGUGUUUGGUUCAAUUUCAAUCAUCCUUUAAAUCUAGCUGCUCCAGUCACUGGAAAUCCUACUAAUAACAACGCUGAAAUCCAAGCAGCAACCAGAGCAAUUCGAAUUGCUUCUGAACUUGGCCUCAAAAAAAUCAAAAUACGUACCGACUCCAUGUUCCUAAUCAACUGUAUGACUACUUGGAUGAAGAACUGGAAAAAGAAUAACUGGAGGACCGCGGAUAAGCAACCGGUCAAGAAUCGAGAAAGUUUAGAAGAACUAGACUCGGUUCAAAAAUCGAUGGAUUCGGUGCUAUGGGACCACAUAGCUGGUCAUACAGGAUGUCCUGGUAACGAAGCUGCCGAUGCAUUGGCCAAACAGGGUGCUCAAAAAUUCUAUCGUUAAGUUGUAUUUUUUUUUUCCUUUUCAUCUUUGAUACUAUCGUGAUUUUUUCGUUUUUUAAAUUAUUGCCCAUUUUCAUCAUUCCUUAUACUUGUUCUCGAAUUAAUUAAAUUUAUGAAAUUACAAA